This is a messenger RNA of Pararge aegeria (speckled wood butterfly), 765 nucleotides long. RefSeq lists its product as uncharacterized. Bases 1 to 765 code for a protein of 254 amino acids. The record is from RefSeq and is a predicted model, not a curated record. The transcript is spliced from 2 exons. NCBI's taxonomy places the organism in Eukaryota, Metazoa, Arthropoda, Insecta, Lepidoptera, Nymphalidae.
AUGGAACCUGGACGAGACAGGAGUCAUGACUGUUUUAAAGCCGAAGAAGAUUGUAGCUCAAAAAGGCACAAAACAGGGGAGGAUUAUGCACCAUCUUUCGUGACAGAUCGGCCACUAUUACAAGCUGCGUCGUCUCAAGCUGAAUCAAAUGAGGAACCCCUCCAGCCUUCUAGCAGUUCAGUUACGAUUGAAAUGGAUGACCAGCCAGGACCAUCCAAUAUUCAAAUAUUACCUCAGAUUACUUUGCAGCCGGAAUCUAUUACCAUAAACACUUCAACAUCGGGUCAGAUUUGUGAACCACCUCAACAAUCUGCAACAGAUCAGGGUGAUGUAUCUCAGGCUGCCUCCGAGACCAUUAAUAGUGCCCAAGAACUUCAAUUUACACCAGUAAAGAUGAAUGCUUCAGCUGUGUUUAAUCCUGAAAUUGUAAAGCCUUUACCAAAGGCAUCCCCAAGAUUGCAGAUGGCUACAAAACGCCGUAUUAGAAAGACAGCUGUUUUGACCGACACGCCAGAAAAAAAUGCAUUAGCUGAAGAACAGGUAAAGAAGAAAUCAAGGAAAGACGAAGCAAUUAGAAACAAGGGGAAAGAAAAUAACAAUAAUAAAGAAAAAGGUAAAGGCAAGGGAAAAGCUCAAAAAAAACCUAAACGAAGAGUAUUACAAGAAAGCGAGAGUAAUAGUGAUGAUGAGGUUCUGGAAUGGUACUGCAUAAUUUGUUGUGAUUCAUAUUCAAAUUCACUACCAAGAGAAAAGUGGAUAGAAUAG